This is a messenger RNA of Plectropomus leopardus (leopard coralgrouper), 3199 nucleotides long. Lineage: Eukaryota; Metazoa; Chordata; Actinopteri; Perciformes; Serranidae. The record is from RefSeq and is a predicted model, not a curated record.
GAAAAUGGCAGCAACCACCAACAACUGAGCAGUACUGUGCAGCUGAAUGGUGGUCUUGACAUCAUAUUUAGUCUAUGUUCGUGGCGUGUCGUGUGGAGUUCGUUGUGAGGAGUUUUGUAGGAGUACCUGAAGGCAGCAGAUCCAGUCCCUUAAAGUUAGCUAGCAUUAGCAGUAGCUGCAGUUAGCCGGUAGGAGAGGACCGCAGCAUCAGCACCAGCCAUACACAAUGUCAUAAAACAGGCACCAGCUGACUUCACUGUACGAGACGACUUGGAGGAACACCAGUUAAAAAUGAGCCGCUUCUGCUCAGACAACAACAACUUUCCCUAUGACAACAACGUCCUGGUUCUGGACAUGGUGCUGGGCUCUCUGUGGGGAAUGCCCCAACCCAUAAACUGGGACAAUGUAGCCAAGCUAGUUCCAGGAUUCACUCCCAAGGAGUGUGCCCGGCGAUUCGAGGAGCUGAAGAGCACAGGGGGUUUUCCUCACGUGGACAAUCAAUGUAACGCCUUGACAGAAGGAAGCACCUCCCCUUCAGAUGGCCUGACUGCGCUGCUGGACACUGGCGAGGUGGUGGAGACAGGGAGCAAGCAGAGCAGCAGCAAAGUUACAGGCUCCAAAUCGACACCCUCAGGAAGAGUCGGUGCUGUGGAGAAGAAAGAGAGACGAGUCUCAGCCGAGGAGGAGGACAAACCUCAGAAGCCACGAGAUCCCAACAUGGUCAUCCAUGUGUGUGACGAGACCAAGAACCUGAAGCAGGACUUCACGUGUCCCAGAGAUCUCCUAGUGAAAGAGAUGCGUUACUUCGCUGAGUACCUGUCUGUGGACGCCCAGCGGUGGGAGGAGGUGGACAUCUCCGUUCACUGUGACGUGCAGAUCUUCGACUGGCUCAUGAACUACGUCAGGAGGAACUCCGCUGGAGAGGGAAACAAGGACAAACCCCGCCUUGAGCCCAGCAAUGUGAUCUCAAUCCUGAUCUCCUCCGAGUUCUUGAAGAUGGAUACGUUAGUGGAGGAGUGCAUCCAGUACUGCCACAAACACAUGAGCGCCAUCGUGGCCACACCCUGCAACAUGAACUGCAUCAACAGCAACUUGGCCACACGCAUCGCAGAACUCUUCAACCACAACGAGGCCGACGACAUCAGGGACAAAAAAGACAAGUUCAAAAGCAAAUUGUUUCAGAAGAAAAUCGAGCGUCUCUUUGAUCCAAACUACCAGAGCAGAGAUUCACCUGGAAACGCCUCCACUCUCUACAGGUGUGGUCUGUGCCUUAAGAUGCUGACCAAAGACACGGAGAGGAAGAUUUCCUGUGUUCCAGGGAAAAUCAACAUCGAUGCACGUGGAGAGAUCAUCUACACACACACUAAACAGAAAAGCUGGGAUGUGCAUGAAUACAUCAGCAGUCUGUAUGAGGAGCUCAAGUCCUGGGUCCUGGUCUACUGGAGAAUCUGGGGUACCAUCAACUACCUCACCUGCUCCCGAUGCCAACAGGUGUUUGUGUGUGCAGAGCUGACCCACUGUAAGUACCACCCAGACAGUGUGCUGUACCCUGGUAUGGGUACUGAGAAAGGCUGGCAUGGUGCAGGAAUCUACCCCUGCUGCAACCAGAGGGUUCUCCGCUUUGACCCCAGUGGUAUGCCCAAGGGCUGUAAGAUGCGAGACCACAUUGUGAACGUACCUGAUGAGGAGAACUGCGACGAGGCGACCUCAGCCCAGACCAGAGUCCUGAAUGACCUGCUGCUGCACAGAGACGCAGUGUGUUUGUUGAACACACCACCUGCAGAGGGUACUGAGGAGAGUCCAUCCAGUGCAGAGAAGGUUCAGCAGGACUGUGAUGUUCUCCUGGAGCCGACGCUGCUCGGACCUCUGAGAGGGGACGGCAGCACUUUUUCCCUUUUGAAAAACUGGAGUCUACAACUGAGGCAGCAGUCGCUCCUGUCAGAGGACGAGGAGUACACCACGGGGUCAGAGGUCACUGAAGACGAGGUGGGGGACGAAGAGGAGCUGUCCAAGAAACAAGCUGCUAAGAAGGCCAAGAAGGCCCACAGACCUCUGAAAAAACAAAUGUCCUCUCCAAACUUCCAGCGCAAAGACAAAGCAGAGAAAGCCCAGUCCAGAGACAACACACCUUUCAUAGUGAGUGUCCAGAAAAGUAAGUGGGACAGUUCUCGCUCGAUGCGUUACAACCAGGACGCUCAGAGGGAAGAAGACCAGCGUCGCAUGGUGGAGAUUGUCGGCUACCUGAAUAAGAUGAGGUUUGGAGACCAGGAACAGAGCAAAUCUAAGGACACUAAAGAGCCUACAGGAGGAAUCUACUCCAGACUGGAAGCGCAGUUUAAGAGUGCCUCUCAAACCAGACAGAGUUCAGAGAAGACACCCAGUAGAUCUAAAAUACGCUACGCUCAAAUCCGGACAACAUAAAGGACCUGAGCUGCCCAAGAGUCGAGCAUGACAACUGAUGAAGAGUCAGUGGAACAAAGAGGAAGAGGCGAGGUCCUUCUGCGAGGGCUCAGUACAAGAAAAAAAACUUCCUCCUGGUAGCCCCCUAAGCACGGCCACAACCUAUAACCCAGCUGUGAACCCUCUCCUCACCCUCGCCCCUCGUCAGACCUGCCCCCCCCCCUCUGUGCUUAACUCAGGUGACUAUGUAUGCAUCACCAUCAACUGCGCCCCCUGUCACUCAGCUAGCUACUUAUUUGUGCAGCUGUGGUCCGUCCUUGGAAAACAAGCUCUUCUGGAUCCAGCUCAGUUUAGGGAAAUGCACUUGAACUGAUCUCACUGUGUCUUCAGGAAUUAGUUUUGGAGCCUGACAAGUUGGGAAUUUCCAUAAAGGACAACAUGAGAAAUGCUAGUUUAUUCUUUCAUCUGACCUGAAGACCUGAAUUAUUCGGAUCCAGUGAACUCCACACGUAUGUGACUUUCUCAGAGAAAGAGAAGUGAUGCCAAAUGCAAGAUAGUGCUGCGUCAACACAGUUCAGCUUGUUUUGGUUAAACCACCAAUCACACAACAUUAGUACGCUCAAAUGAACUCUGUAUUAGCACUCAUUGUCUUCUGUGGUGAAGCCAUCUGGACGAGACAGACAGAACAGUUACUAACAUGUCCCCCACCCCCCCACCCCCCAGUCCUGGUAGAGGUAUAUAGGUUUAGUCAUUCCUGUUUGUACUGGAAUGUGACUGCACUGUACAACACUGGGACCAA